GAUAGGUAGUAGCUACGUACUCCUCGGUUGUCCCUCAUCGUCCUCCUAUCCUAGCAUCCUGUGAGCAAGCAAGAAGAAGAAGAGAAGAAGAAGCCAUGGCGGCGGUGUUCGAGGAUGGGCCUCUCCAGGUGGUGGUACAAUGCGUCCGCAAGUGUGAGGCCAAGGAUCUGCCCAAGCCCCUGGUGGUUGCCACCCCCACGAACGCCAGCACCUACCCCGUCGUCGUCUUCCUGCACGGCUGGAACAUGUGUACCUGGUGGUACAGGUGCCUCCUCAAGCACGUCGCCUCCCAUGGCUUCAUAGUCGUCGCGCCGCAGCUCCACGAGUUCCUCAACUUCAGCAUCAGCGACGCCGACGACAUCGAGGCCACCAAGGCAGUAACCAACUGGCUCGCUACUAACAAGGAGGAGGAGCAGCACGCGGGGGCGGGGCUCCUCCACGUCCUCAGAGACAUCCUCAAGGUGGAGGGCGUGAAGCCCGACCUCUCCAGGGUGGCCCUGGCCGGCCACAGCCGCGGCGGCGACACCGCCUUCGCGGUGGCCCUGGGGCUCAAGGGCAGGCACGUCCGCCACCCCAUCUCGCUGGACGUCAACUUCUCCGCCCUCGUCGGCGUCGACCCUGUGGGCGGGGUAGCGGUAGAAUUAGGCUGGCUUCCUCCGUUACAAUGGACGGUGGAGCCCAGUGUCCUGACCGGUCCUUUCGACCCGCGGAUGCCGGUGCUGGUCGUCGGCACCGGCCUUGGACCCGAGGGCUUGGUUCCCUGCGCGCCGGCCGGCAUGAACCACGUCGAGUUCUACAAGCUGUGCCAGCACUCGCCGCGCUACCACUUCGCCGUCAAGGAUUACGGGCACGUGGACAUGCUGGACGACGACGAACCCCCAUUCCCGCUCCGCUGGUGCCCGGGGAACGAUGACCACACCGGCAGGGAGCUUUGCAGGAAGACCAUGGGGGGACUCAUGGUGGCCUUCUUGUGGGACAAGCUGGAGGAGGGCAAGGGCCAGGAUCUCCAGGCCGUGCUCCAGAACCCCGGCAUCGCGCCGGCUCUUCUCGACCAAGUCGAGCAAGCAUGAUCGAUCGAUUUGCCUUCCUUAUUGGCACUAUUGCAGCGUAUAUGUAUAUAUAUAUAUAUAUAAACUGGCAGGUAUAUAUAAUGUAAUGAAUAAUGCAUGCAAUGCUGUAUGCCUACUACUACAUGUACCUCAGUACUACCAUGCAUCUUUUAAAUAAAUUAAUAAUGCGUGCCAACACAA
Molecule: messenger RNA, 1250 nt
Organism: Panicum hallii
Lineage: Eukaryota; Viridiplantae; Streptophyta; Magnoliopsida; Poales; Poaceae
Product: chlorophyllase-1-like
Exons: 1
Coding region: 96-1070 (324 amino acids)
Biological process (GO): chlorophyll catabolic process
Molecular function (GO): chlorophyllase activity
Source: RefSeq, a predicted model, not a curated record